AUGCAUGAAGCCUUUGAGUCUACAAUUUGUCAGUCUUUGCAGCAGGCAGCCAAGUCUAUGAUGUCAGAGGAAGAGGGGAAGCAGGCAUUGAACCCUGUCCAGGAGAGGAAACCAGAGUCUAUGGUCUCUGCCUCCACUGAGCAGAUUGUGUCCCCUCCAGUAUCAACUGUGACACACCCCCCUGCCACAACGCCAACAGAGGAUGAGGAAGAGGAGAGUGAAGAUGAGUCUGAGAUUCUGGAGGAGAGCACAUGCGGACGCUGGCAGAAACGGAGAGAGGAGGUGAACCAGCGUAAUGUCCCUGGAAUUGACAACGCCUACUUGGCCAUGGACACCGAGGAGGGCGUGGAGGUGGUGUGGAAUGAGGUCAUGUUCUCAGAGCGGAAGAACUUCAAACUGCAGGAGGAGAAAGUCAAAGCGGUGUUUGACAACUUGAUCCAGUUGGAGCACUUGAACAUUGUCAAGUUUCAAGCCUGGAAGCGCUGGUGUACACAGAUACUGUCUGCUCUCAGUUUCUCUCCUCUACCCAAUUACCUGCACUCCUGUGACCCUCCCAUCAUCCAUGGCAACCUGACCUGUGACACAAUCUUCAUCCAGCACAAUGGCCUCAUCAAGAUUGGCUCAGUGGCCCCAGACACUAUCAACAACCACGUCAAAACCUGUCGGGAGGAGCAGAAGAGCCUGCACUUCUUUGCUCCCGAGUAUGGAGCUAUUGCGGAUGUCACCACUGCCGGGGAUAUUUAUUCCUUUGGAAUGUGCAUCUUAGAGAUGGCUGUCCUGGAGAUACAGAGUAACAGUGAGUCAUCGUAUGUAUCCCAAGAAGCCAUCAACAGUGCCAUUCAGUCCUUGGAGGACCCGCUGCAGAGGGAGUUCAACCAGAAGUGUUUAGAGCAGGACCCCAGUAAGCGCCCCACGGCCAAAGAGCUGCUGUUCCACCAGGCCCUGUUCGACGUGCCCUUACUGAAGUUGCUGUCAGCGCACAGCAUCGUAAGCCACCAGCACAUGAUUCCAGAAAAUGCUCUCGAAGAGAUGACGAAGAACAUGGACCCAAACCCGGUGAUUGUGGAGUUCAAGGAUGGCGUUCAGAUGAAGCUUUCCCAGUUCCCUGCUCUUGAGCUGGACAAGUUCCUGGAAGAUGUGAGGAAUGGGAUCUACCCUCUGACAGCAUUUGGGGUGCCUGGCCCCAAGCAGCCCGAGCAGGAAGCAGUGAAGUCCCCCAUUGUACCCCCCUCAGUCAAAACCCCCACCCCUGAGCCUGUGGAGCUGGAGAUCAGGAAGGUCCUACAGAUGCAGUGCAACAUUGAGUCUGUUGAUGAGGGGGCCAAACAUCACCUUACACUAUUGCUGAAACUUGAGGACAAGUUGAAUAGGCACUUAAGUUGUGAUUUAUUAGCAAAUGAGAAUGUGCAGGAGCUGGCUGUGGAGCUUGUUCAGCUGGGAUUCAUCAGCGAGGGUGACCAGCCACGACUCGCUUCGGUUCUGGAGGAGGCCUUCUCCAAGUUCUACAACUGGAAUGGCUUCCUGAAUCCAGUCACCGUCUCUUCAUAACAGAGGAGCCUCACCCUCCCUCAUCCUCUCCGACAGGACUUCACUGUCGCUCACCCCAUAGUGUUAUGGGAAAGCUUUGCAGGGACAGAUAGGGGAAGCCUUUGCCUGCUCCCCCCCCAAAAAAAAUUCUUCCCACAGCCUCUCUUCACACCUUAUGGUGGAAAUAGCUGCCACUAGGUGGUUUUGUCUUUUUGUACUUCUGUUCAAUUUUGCUUAUGUGUAGACAUCUGCUUCUCUGUUUUAAAAGAAGAAAAAACGACUUGGUUCAGUGUAUCACAAGCUGUAUUUUGAAAGUUAACGCAAAGUCAGUCGGUAUGCCAUCAAAAAUAUCUUCUGGCUUACUCUGGUGUACAUAUACUGUACAUGGUGCUGUAUGUAGGGCGAAUGUGGCGUCUUCCUCCGGAUAUCACUCUUUGAUGCGUCAAAAGAUGCAGUGUCAAGCGUUUUCUUCCCCCCUAGGCUUUCCUUUGUAUCAUCAGAAUAUGUAACUGUGGCUGUAGUUAAGACACCUUUACCCAAUCCACUUGAGCUCAGAUGGUGAGAGGGAGAGACGUUUGCGCUCCGAAUGUUGUGACUAUAAUAAGUUUUAUUUAUUGGUACGGUCUAUCAUGAGUGUAUAUUUCACUUUCAGCACGAAACUGUUUGGUUCUUUUUAGUGAAUAUUUAGUUUAUUAGAAUGCUCAUGAGCUGUUGCUUUACUCUUAACCUUUUAGGGACAGACGUUCCGCUAGCGGAACGCCUCACCAAUAUCCAAUGGUAGAGCGUGGCGCGAAAUACAAAUACCUCAAAAAUGCUAUAACUUCAAUUUCUCAAACAUAUGACUAUUUUACACCAUUUUAAAGACAAGACUCUCGUUAAUCUAACCACAUUGUCCGAUUUCAAAAAGGCUUUACAGCGAAAGCAAAACAUUAGAUUAUGUCAGGAGAGUACCUGCCAAAAAUAAUCACACAGCCAUUUU
Messenger RNA from Salmo salar (Atlantic salmon), 2506 nucleotides. NCBI's taxonomy places the organism in Eukaryota, Metazoa, Chordata, Actinopteri, Salmoniformes, Salmonidae. The record is from RefSeq and is a predicted model, not a curated record.